CAGUGUUCCGCAACCCGACCGAUCUGUUCGCGAUGUUCCACUCAAAACGUCGAAUGCGAGUGGGAUACCCCAAUUGAGACAACCAGAAGACAGGCGAUUGUCAAUCGACUGGAAGAACUUGAAAAAGAGAAUAAUGAUCUCCACGAGCUGAUCAGAGACCUUUAUUCACGGCCCGAAGCAGAGGCAACCGAAAUAUUCAAUCGACUACGAUCGACAGGCGACCCGUUCCAUGUCCUGGACCUCGUCCGAGUGGGAGAUCUCCUCCUGGGAAAGCAACCCAUCGAACAGGAUAGCUUCGCUGACAGGAGAAGCAAAUCGAGCCCGUCAUCUUCCAAACCGAGUUCAAUGCGGGAAAAAGCCGACAUGAACCCGUUGGACCCGGAAGAUUGA
Messenger RNA from Colletotrichum acutatum, 390 nucleotides. RefSeq lists its product as uncharacterized. The record is from RefSeq and is a predicted model, not a curated record. The annotation marks the transcript as partial. Gene Ontology annotation, biological process: regulation of DNA-templated transcription. Gene Ontology annotation, molecular function: DNA-binding transcription factor activity, RNA polymerase II-specific; zinc ion binding. The transcript has a single exon. NCBI's taxonomy places the organism in Eukaryota, Fungi, Ascomycota, Sordariomycetes, Glomerellales, Glomerellaceae.